ACAGGUGUUUAAUGCGUCACGCGAGCAGGCGCCACUCACAGUCCGAGUUUCGUUUUCUACCUGAACAAGGCGACGGCCAUAUUUGACAACCUGUUGUGUCUGUGUCGUAUCUGUAGCUCAGUCCCAGCGACUUACCCACACACCUGACGUCAGAAGAUGACUGCCCCCCACGUUGUCGUCAUCCAGAGGAACCACAAGUACCUGAAGGAGUUCCUUCAGGUGGACCCUGUGCUGGACGCCUUGUUGCAGGACGGUGUCUUCACACAGGCGGACUAUGACAGGUGUAGACAGGCUGGGCCGGAGAAAUGUGAGAUGCUGUUAGAAAUAUUAAAGAAGAAGGGACAAGACGGAUACCGGACACUGUGUGCUGUCCUUGAUUCCUCACAGCCGUUCAUCAAACAACGGCUUGAUGAAACCUCCAUGGAAGCAGGAAGUGCAGAUCUCGUCUAUGUCAACAAGUUCAAGCUGGAAGCUCAGUACAAAAAGGAAAAAGAGGACCAGGUAGCUGAAAUGCAAUCUGUAAUGGAAAGACUUGCGGAACAAAUAAAACAAAAAGACUUGGAUAACGCUGAACGGGAGGAAGCAAUUAAAAUGGAAAGAGAGGACCACAUAGCACAGAUAGAAAAGCAGAAGGAGGAAGUUGAAGCUCUGAAGAUGCAGCUGUCAAAGUCAAACGAUGAUUUGCAGCAGAAUCAGGCAGAACGUGACGACGCGAAGAAGAGACUGCAUGAAGAACAGGAGGCAUACGAGGCCUUGUCGGGGGAUCCUAGGCUACAGUCCCCAGAUAAAGAAGACAUUGCAGUGCCGGUCCAUCAUACAGGUGCAAUUGACAGAAUGUGCCAGUUUUCAACUCAAUCUUGCUGUGAUAAAAGUCAGCUUCGUCUCCUUCCCUGCCUCCAUUCUGCCUGCAAACCAUGCAUUGAUCACCACACCGCCCAAGCACAGCAGAAGUGCCUCCAAUGUCCCUGUGGUCGUGAGUUCAACACGGAACAGACUGAAGUAGAUCAUGUUGGACGCAAUGAGGCUGCCUAUGCUGCCAACGUUAAGGGAGACAAGAAAUGUAACUACAUCGAGGGAGAUCAUGACGCAAAGGCUGAGGUGUACUGUCACGAAUGUGAUAACCUGCUCUGCUCCGACUGUCAUAAACUACAUGACGUACCGAAACGGAAUAGAAACCACAGAGUGGAGGAGGUCAAUCAGACAGAGAAUAUACCCAUGAGGCAUUGGCUGAAGGAACCUAAUUGCACAGACCACCCAAACAAUGAACUCCAGCUGUAUGACCACACGUGUAAGAAGGCUAUCUGUAUUGUAUGUCUACAUGGGGCCCAUAACGAUCACAAGAAAGAAGACUUGAAUCAUGCCCAUGAGAAGGCAAAGGGUCAGCUGGAGGAACAGUUGCAGAAUCAACGACGUAAACUGAAAGAUGUCACAGACAGAAUGGCAACUGUCAACAGUCACCAAGAUGAACUGGGGGAUAAACAGAGAACUCUGGAACAAUCCAUCAUUACGGUUUGUAAAAGUGUGGCUGUAAAGUCCCUUCAUCGACAGCGAAAACUGAGGGAAGAGGUUCAAAUGAGUCUGGAGGCCCCAAAUAAAACAGUUCAAGAGACCCUUGACACUAUACAUGACGUCCAUACUUCCAUUGCAUCCACGAUAGACUACACACAGAGAACACUGGAAUCCACAAGAAGAGAGGAGCUCAUCACUCUCACUGCUGCAAUACUGAAGAAAUGUGAUGAAAAUCUGAAGAGGGAACUUCCAGAAGAUGACACAAGAGAUACGAGAAUCCUCCUUUCCUUUCAAGGCCAGAAAGCCCUGGAGGAACUCAUCGAUACAUUUGGUGGCCUUGUCUCCUCUCUUGACUUAGAUCAUAUUCCAGACACACAGCAUACUUAUCAAGGUCUGCUUCAACAGAUACACCUGCUGACAUUGAGAGAACAAGAUACAAACACGCUACAUGAAGGACGAUGGUACCAGCUUGUCAAGAUUUUAUUUCCCAUCCUAGGAAUCAAGGAAUCCGACUCUACUGUAUCUGGAUCACAGGAACUCCAGCCUGCACAGCCGACAUCACAAGACGUUUAUGAAGUUGUGACCAAAUUCAUAAUUGGAUCACUCAUGUCCACGGAGACGCUUCCACGUGGAAUUUGCUUGACAGGCUCUUUCUGUCCAAUGCACAUCCUAAGAAAGGGCAGCAGUGUCAAAUACAUCAUCUGUCCUAAACUACAACUGGACGCUGCUCGAGCCAACACAGACGGGUGCCACGUAACUACAGACGGUGAGCUGGGCAACUCGCCGCCCGCCACACGACACAGAGACAGCGGCAGGUUACAGAGACACAGAGGCAGCGGCAGGUUACAGAUACACCGCAGCACCUGUAGUUCCACCCCCAUCCCACUUCCUCCACCCCCCUCUAAUGUCACCCCUGCCCCACACACACCACGAUACUGGGAAACCCACUCCCGGGUGGGUGUGGUGGGUGGAGGGUUGGGGUGGUCUGCCCUGGAGAUGGGUGUGGGGGAGGAGAGCCAGGUGGACAGUGGGUUGUAUGUUCGUGCACAGCGCCGCUCCUGGUGUGUCGGUGUAGGGAGCUGUGACACACACCGGGGGAGUAUCUGUACCAGGGUGUGGCAGCCGGGGGAGCGGGGGGGGUGUUACAGAAACACAAUGUCUGCCACACCCGGCACACAGGCCACCCUCCACUAUGGCGUUGUGCUGGACGUGGGGAGGGGGAGACUCGCCUUCAUCGAUAUCGACAGGGGGAUUCUUAUGGCCAAGUUGGAUGUUGAGUGGAGGGAGUCUCUUCUCCCCGUGUUUGGUGUUGGGCCGCCAGGUAACUUCACAGUCAACAUGAAGGUGGUCAGCGGGGUGGACAUCACCAUGACUGACUCCAAGAAGUCACUUAUUUAUAACGCGCUCACAUAGGAAAUAAAAUAAACAUGACAUUGUGUAAACUUGUAAGUGUGACAUAGUUAUUUAAACUGUCAAAAGUAAUGUGAUUUUAUUGAUUGAGGCGGACAUAGAAGUUACCUGUCUUUGUGUAGUUUGUUGUGUACAAGAAUGUAACAAGGUUAGCUAAAUGUUUUGUUUUCUACUUGACUGGUUUCUGUUGUGUAUUAGAAACAUUUUGCAUCCUCACAUGAGUAUUGUUAUGAAUAUGAAUCUGCGGUAAUCGAUCAGUUUAUCACACAUUUCCUACAUUUCCGGGAAAUGGCACAACAAUCAACUGAGUGCACAAAUUCAUCAAAAGUUGACAUGGUCCGUUUCUUCUCUGUAAUAUAAUUGUUUCAAAUCCCCACAUGAAUAGUGUUGUGCUGAAAGUAUUGCAGUUGUGCCUCCACAUUGCCACAUUUGGUGUCGGUGAAGAAAUGGGAUGAAAGUGAUUGAAGCGGACAUAGAAUGUACCGGUGUACAUGUGACGGGUGUACGGAAAUGUUACAAAGUUCACUGAAUAUUAUGUUUCUCUAUUCUCAUGCGUCGUGCUGUGUGGGGAAAACACUUAGGAUACCCACAGUAGUGUUUGUUUAAUUAUCUGCUCUGAUUAUGUCAAAUAUUGUGUGGACAUAAGGUAGCACGCGGUGCUGUGCACAGCGAGAAGGCACAAGUCAGGUGAAGUGAAGCAACGUCGUUCACAGAGAUUAUUAUUCGGCAGCUUGGCUUCUGAGAGUUUCUAGGGCUUCGGUCCUACCCCACACUGAAGCACAUGUAAUUUAAGACACGUGGUGUCUCCUUGGGCAUGUGUCUUUGUUCGAAAUGUGCCUCUGUUCACCCAGCAGUACCCCAGAUGAUGAGAUGGUAAUGUGGCUGUUAACCUUCCAGCGCCUCACGGGCAGGUUGGGUUGUAUACUCCCCAGGGAGGUGAGAAUGAAAAAAUCGAGUGCACACUUUUUCAUUGAUCGGGGUAUUAAUGUUGGCGCUUGAGCAUACACCUUGUGUAAGGAGUUUAGCAUAUUAUAUAAGUACAUUUUUAUUAUUAUUAUUAUUAUUAUUAUUAUUAUUAUUAUUAUUAUUAUUAUUAUUACUACCACAUCCCAAAAGUGCCGUGAGCAUAAUAAUAUUUAUCUGUACAUGUAU
Messenger RNA from Haliotis rufescens (red abalone), 4071 nucleotides. RefSeq lists its product as uncharacterized. The coding region runs from base 157 to 2922 and encodes 921 amino acids. The record is from RefSeq and is a predicted model, not a curated record. The transcript is spliced from 13 exons. Lineage: Eukaryota; Metazoa; Mollusca; Gastropoda; Lepetellida; Haliotidae. Gene Ontology annotation, molecular function: zinc ion binding; ubiquitin-protein transferase activity. Gene Ontology annotation, biological process: positive regulation of DNA-templated transcription; regulation of apoptotic process. Gene Ontology annotation, cellular component: nucleoplasm; chromatin.